GCGGCGGAGGCGGCGGUGGCGGCAGCGCCUGUCCCUGCCUCUCCGCCAUCUCCACCCCGGCCUAUUCCCCGGCCGGCGGCGUUGGCGGGGAGGGGGAACAGUAGUUGUAGACGCCCGCCCCUGCCUCAGAGAAGGUACCACAUUGAAUGAACAAAUAUUGAACUUUCCCGGUUCCCCUUAUAAAAGGAGUAUGGGGAGUAGGGAUAUAGUUUUAAUUGCAAAGCAUUUCACAUUAUGAGCUUCCUGGUUGUUGCACAGUCUCUCCAUGUGGGGAAAGUUCAUGCUAGAAAACUGAAGCAAUUAAUAGGUGACUAUGAUCAGAUUUCUUCACCAAGUUCUCAGCCUGAGAAGGAGAAUCCCUUGGUAUCAACCUAAUGAAGCAUUCAAAGAAGACAUAUGAUUCUUUUCAAGAUGAACUUGAAGAUUAUAUCAAAGUGCAGAAAGCCAGAGGCUUAGAGCCAAAGACUUGUUUCAGAAAGAUGAGAGACAACUGUUUGGAAACCUGUGGAUACAGAGAAGAGGCUGAUUACCGACCAAGGUAUAGAAUGUUUGAUCAAAGACUCUCUUCUGAAACCAGGCAGACCUACCCAAGAUCAUGCCCUAGUUCACAAAAAGUGGAAAACCGCUUACCUCAGUGGCUACCAGCUCAUGACAGCAGGCUAAGACUAGACUCCCUGAGCUACUGUCAAUUCACAAGGGACUAUUUCUCCGAGAAACCAGGACCCCUGAACCUUAGUCAGCGAGAGUAUAACUAUAACUCAUACAGUGUAGAAUCUGGAGUUCACAGUCGCCUCUCCUCAGCAAACAGUGCCAGUGGCCAUCCAGCCCAUCGUAAACAACUACAUCAGAAGGGAAAAAGACACCUGGAAGAAGGCAGAGAAAAACCAGAGGAGGAGCGGCCCAAGCAUAAGAGAAAAAAAGGUUGCGAGGAAAUAGAUUUAGAUAAACAGAAGAACUUCCAAACCAGCAAAACACAGAUGGAAGCAGACAGGAUCAGUACAGGAAAGCUUAAGAAUCGAAAGGAGAAAAAAAGCCGAGAUGGAGCCUCUAAGAAAGAGGAACGGAAGCGUAGAAAAGAGAAAAAGGAACAAGGUAAAGAGAGGACAGAGGAGGAGAUGCUUUGGGACCAGUCUAUCCUCGGAUUUUGAAGCUCUUGGGUUGGUUCUCCUGAGGUUAAAUUGAAAAAAAUAGCUGAGGGGCCUGGUUUUCUGAUGUUCAUGUUCUUACCAGUUUUUUUUUUUAUGUGAACAGGUACUUUAACUUCUAACAACAGGCAGUGAACAGGAAGUAUUUAAUAGGCUUACUCUCCAUCACGGAAACUACUUUUCCUCAUUUUCUAAAUGCAUCCUUACAUUUUUCGUGUAUAAGGUAUAAUUUCCCUUAAUGAGAGUGGCUCUGCUUUUACUCAUCAAAUUGCUAUGAUAGUAGAAGUAUUUUUCCCUUGGGAGGUCAUUUAUUUUAAAUUGGAGUGUAUUAAUAGGCUUUGGAAAAUCUGUUUCUUGAUUGGGUUUGUUUUAGUUUUGGAUGAGGUAUAUUUAUAUUCAUUAGUUUUCUCUAUGAUACAAUUUAGACUGAUUUUUUUUUCCCUUUUUGAUUUAACUUGCAGUGUAUUUUCUAGAUUGGAAAGUGGAGAAUGGAAUUCAUUAUAAUAAUAAUAAGCUAAAGUUACAUAUAGUUUUUAAAGUUUCAAAGAGUCUUUAUGCAAAAUCAGUUUAUAUUCUGGAAAUAUUUAUAAUAAAGUAUUCUAAUUUCUGCA
This is a messenger RNA of Neogale vison (American mink), 1756 nucleotides long. RefSeq names its product lysine rich coiled-coil 1 (gene KRCC1). The record is from RefSeq and is a predicted model, not a curated record. The coding region runs from base 375 to 1148 and encodes 257 amino acids. The transcript is spliced from 4 exons. Lineage: Eukaryota; Metazoa; Chordata; Mammalia; Carnivora; Mustelidae.